Cyphellophora attinorum is the source of this 627-nucleotide messenger RNA. RefSeq names its product Ras-related protein Rab6. NCBI's taxonomy places the organism in Eukaryota, Fungi, Ascomycota, Eurotiomycetes, Chaetothyriales, Cyphellophoraceae. The transcript is spliced from 3 exons. The coding region runs from base 1 to 627 and encodes 208 amino acids. The record is from RefSeq and is a predicted model, not a curated record. Gene Ontology annotation, molecular function: GTP binding; GTPase activity.
AUGGCGCAAGCAGUAGGGUCCUACUCGAACCCGCUGAAGAAGUUCAAACUGGUCUUUCUCGGCGAACAAUCAGUCGGCAAGACCUCUCUCAUAACGCGCUUCAUGUACGACUCCUUCGACACCACGUACCAAGCCACGAUCGGCAUCGACUUCCUCUCCAAGACAAUGUACCUCGAGGACCGCACCGUCCGCCUCCAGCUCUGGGACACUGCCGGCCAAGAGCGCUUCCGCUCCUUGAUCCCCUCCUACAUCCGCGACUCCUCCGUCGCCGUCGUCGUCUACGAUAUCUCCUCGAAAAAGACCUUUGAGCAAACACGAAAAUGGAUCGAUGAUGUGAGGGGCGAGAGGGGGAACGACGUGAUUGUGGUGCUCGUGGGGAAUAAGACGGAUUUGGGCGAUAGUAGGAGGGAGGUCACGACGCAGCAAGGGGAGGAGGAGGCGAAGAGGGCCGGGGCGAUCUUUGUGGAGACCAGUGCGAAGGUCGGGCAUAAUGUAAAGGGGCUCUUCAAGAGGAUUGCGCAGGCAUUGCCGGGGAUGGAGGGCGAGGGCGAGCAGCCUCAACAACAGAUGCAGAGUAUUGAUGUGAGCGCGAGUAAGCCUGUGCAGGAGGACGGAUGUGCGUGUUGA